Messenger RNA from Coregonus sp. 'balchen', 4759 nucleotides. Lineage: Eukaryota; Metazoa; Chordata; Actinopteri; Salmoniformes; Salmonidae. The record is from the annotation of a GenBank genome assembly.
ACUUCUCACUCCCCAGUGGAAAUGCACUCUAGAGGUAAGUGCAUAUCUAGUUCCUUAAAUUAAAUAACUGUAUUAAUAUAUAACAUUGUUAGAUUACUUAGACAGUGAAUACAUUGGUCAGCUGUCAAUCAACCUGAGUCUCAGUGAUAGUUCAUUGGUCAACUCUCAUUGCAGUGAUACUGUUCCGGGAGGUUUUGGGGCGGAGUUUGUGUCGUUCGAUGGAGCGAUUGGUGGAGGUGGAGCAGGAGUAUCCUGGAGAGGUGGAAUAUAUUUUUAGCCCUGCCUGCGUGCCCCUGUGGCGAUGCGCUGGUUGCUGUGGAGACGAGAACCUGGAGUGCCACCCCACCCUCUCACGUAACGUCACCAUGCAGGUGGAGGUCACUUUGUGUCAGGAGGCCACAGAUUUCCUUGCACUACCCCCUUCCAACCUUAAAGAGAUACACUACCGUUCAAAAGUUUGGGGUCACUUAGAAAUGUCAUUGUUUUUGAAAGAAAAGCAAUUUUUUUGGUCCAUUAAAAUAACAUCAAAUUGAUCAAAUACAGUGUAGAUAUUGUUAAUGUUGUAAAUGACCAUUGUAGAUGGAAAUGGCUGAUUUUUAAUGGAAUAUCUACAUAGACGUAUAGAGACCCAUUUAUCAGCAACCAUCAGUUCUGUGUUCCAAUGGCACGUUGUGUUUGCUAAUCCAAGUUUAUCAUUUUAAAAGGCUAAUUGAUCAUUAGAAAACCCUUUUGCAAUUAUGUUAGCACAGCUGAAAACUGUUGUGCUGAUUAAAGAAGCAAUAAAACUGGCCUUCUUGAGACUAGUUGAGUAUCUGGAGCAUCAGCAAUUGUGGGUUCGAUUACAGGCUCAAAAUGGCCAGAAACAAGGAACUUUCUUCUGAAACUCGUCAGUCUAUUCUUGUUCUGAGAAAUGAAGGCUAUUCCAUGUGAGAAAUUGCCAAGAAACUGAAGAUCUCGUACAACGCUGUGUACUACUCCCUUUACAGAACAGUGUCUAGUUUGAGAAACAGGCACCUAACAGGUCCUCAACUGGCAGCUUCAUUAAAUAGUACCCGCAAAACACCAGUCUCAAUGUCAACAGUGAAGAGGUGACUCAGGGAUGCUGACCUUCUAGGCAGAGUUGCAAAGAAAAAGCCAUACCUCAGACUGCCCAUCUUAAUCUUUCCUUUAUAUUGCCCAGUCUGAGAUAUGGCUUUCUCUUUGUAACUCUGCCUAGAAGGUCAGCAUCCCUGAGUCACCUCUUCACUGUUGACAAUGAGACUGGUGUUUUGCGGGUACUAUUUAAUGAAGCUGCCAGUUGAGGACCUGUGAGGUGUCUGUUUCUCAAACUAGACACUAAUGUAUUUGUCCUCUUGCUCAGUUGUGCACCGGGGCCUCCCACUCCUCUUUCUAUUCUGGUUAGAGCCAGUUUGCACUGUUCGGUGAAGGGAGUAGUACACAGCGCUGUGCGAGCUCUUCAGUUUCUUGGCAAUUUCUCACAUGGAAUAGCCUUCAUUUCUCAGAACAAGAAUAGACUGACGAGUUUCAGAAGAAAGUUCCUUGUUUCUGGCCAUUUUGAGCCUGUAAUUGAACCCACAAUUGCUGAUGCUCCAGAUACUCAACUAGUCUCAAGAAGGCCAGAUUUAUUGCUUCUUUAAUCAGCACAACAGUUUUCAGCUGUGCUAACAUAAUUGCAAAAGGGUUUUCUAAUGAUCAAUUAGCCUUUUAAAAUGAUCAACUUUAGCAAACACAAAGUACCAUUGGAACACAGGACUGAUGGUUGCUGAUAAUGGGCCUAUGUAGAUAUUCCAUAAAAAAAUCUGCGGUUGUCACGAUCGUUCAUCGACGGGUCAGACCAAGGCGCAGCGUGAUAUGCGUACAUGUUUAUUUUUCAGAAUAAACACAAUGACAAAACAACAAACGAAACGUGAAGUCCAAGGUACACAAAACAAACAUACCUAACACGGAACAAGAUCCCACAACCCACUAGUGCCAAUAGGCUACCUAAGUAUGGUCCCCAAUCAGAGACAACGAGCGACAGCUGCCUCUGAUUGGGAACCACACCGGCCAACAUAGAUCUAGACGAUCUAGAUCUAAACCUAGAAAUACACCACAUAGAACAUACACACCCUGACUCAACAUAUACGAGUCCCCAGAGUCAGGGCGUGACAGUACCCCCCCCCCCCCCCCCCCCCCAAAGGUGCGGACUCUGACCGCACAACAUAAACAUAGCAGGGUAGGGGCCCGGUGGGCAUUCCGCCUCGGAGGCGGAUCCGGCUCAGGGCGUGACGACCACUUACUCUCCGCCUCCCUGUUGUGCCCCUGGUCUGGUCUGGACCUCGGCGCGCUGCUUCCCCUCUCCUUCCUCCCACGAAGUACCAAGCCCUGUCUGGACCCUGGUGUGGGAGACCCCGAACCUGGAGAGGGGCUGACGUCUGGGUCUGGACUGGAGCCGCUGACUGGAGCUGGACCCGACGACGGUGGAGCGAACUGCUCUGGCUCCGGAGUGGAGCCGCUGACCGGAGCUGGACUGGACCCCGGUGGAGCGGAUUGCUCUGGCUCCGGAGUGGAGCAGCUGACCGGAGCUGAACUGGGAACCGGUGGAGCGGACUACUCUGGCUCCGGAGUGGAUCCGCUGACCGGAGCUGGACUGGACCCCGGUGGAGCGGAUUGCUCUGGCUCCGGAGUGGAGCAGCUAACCGGAGCUGAACUGGGCACCGGUGGAACAGGCACGGGCCGUGCCGUGCCGGACUGGACACACCUACUACUGGCUUGGUGCGAGGGGCAGGAACAGGCCGGGCCGGGCUGGCGACGCGCACCACUGGCUUGGUGCGAGGGGCCAGGCCGGGCUGGCGACGUGCACCAAGCCAGUGGUGCGAGGGGUAGGAACAGGCCGGGUCGGGCUGGCGACGUGCACCACUGGCUUGGUGCGAGGGGCAGGAACAGGCCGGGCCGGGCUGGCGACGCGCACCACUGGCUUGGUGCGAGGGGCAGGAACAGGCCGGGCAGGGCUGGCGACGCGCACCACUGUCUUGGUGCGAGGGGCAGGAACAGGCCGGGCCGGGCUGGCGACGCGCACCACUGGCUUGGUGCGAGGGGCAGGAACAGGCUGGGCUGGUGACGCGCAUCACUGGCUUGGUGCGAGGGGCAGGAACAGGCCGGGCCGGGCUGGUGACGCGCACCACUGGCUUGGUGCGAGGGGCAGGAACAGGCCGGGCCGGGCUGGCGACGCGCACCACUGGCUUGGUGCGAGGGGCAGGAACAGGCCGGGCCGGGCUGGCGACGCGCACCACUGGCUUGGUGCGAGGGGCAGGAACAGGCCGGGCUGGUGACGCGCACCACUGGCUUGGUGCGAGGGGCAGGAACAGGCCGGGCCGGGCUGGCGACGCGCACCACUGGCUUGGUGCGAGGGGCAGGAACAGGCCGGGCCGGGCUGGCGACGCGCACCACUGGCUUGGUGCGAGGGGCAGGAACAGGCCGGGCCGGGCUGGCGACGCGCACCACUGGCUUGGUGCGAGGGGCAGGAACAGGCCAGGCCGGGCUGGCGACGCGCACCACUGGCUUGGUGCGAGGGACAGGAACAGGCCGGACCGUGCUGGCGACGCGCACCACUGGCUUGGUGCGAGGGACAGGAACAGGCCAGACCGGGCUGGCGACGCGCACCACUGGCUUGGUGCGAGGGGCAGGAACGGGUCGGGCCGUACUGGGAACACGCACCACUGGCUUAGUGCGGGAAGCAGGAACAGGCCGGACCGGGCUGGCGACGCGCACCACUGGCUUGGUGCGAGGGACAGGAACGGGUCGGGCCGUACUGGGAACACGCACCACUGGCUUAGUGCGGGAAGCAGUAACGGGCCGGACCGGACUGGCGACAUGCACCACUUGCUUGGUGCGAGGAGCGGGACUGGUUUCCUUUAUUAACCCCCGCUCCUUCUGCUGCCUAACCAGCUCCUCUCGCCGUGCCUCUACACUCUCCUUCUCCCUUAUAGCCUCCUGUAGCGCCUCCCUCUGACCGAAUAACUCCUGCUCCCUCUGAACCAAUAGCCCCCGUAACAUGGUGGCCUCCUCUCCUAACCUGCAGACCCGCCUUUUAACGGCCUCCUGCUGCCUUGUCGUCCACACCGUGUGCCCCCCCAAAAAAUGUUCUUGGGGUUGCCUCUCGGGUCUCCGUCGUCUGCACUCCUCCUCCCGUGAGAACUCCUCUGGGAGCCCCCACGAGUUUUCUUUCGAAAACAAGGACAUUUCUAAGUGACCCCAAACUUUUGAACGGUAAUGUAUGUUCCGGUAAAACAUCCAAUGCCAGUCUACAUCUUUGAGUGCAUGGACACCUCAAUGCAUGUGUUUUGUGUUUUCCUAUGUGUGUUUGUGUGUCAGUUGAUGAGGAUAACUCCGACUGAGAGGACAGGGCAGUAUGUGGAGCUGACGUUUGUGGAGCAUCAGACCUGUGAGUGCAGGUAAUAAUAAAGCCUAAUAUCAUCUGACAUGUAAUCAUCUAAGUUUAAGUUUGAAUCUAAGUCAUUCAAAAUAUAAACAGCCCUUUCACCUAGGCACAUUCUCUUUAAAAACUGGGUUGUAUUCACUGGGAAUGAGACGGAAGCAAUCAGGCCGAAACGGGAAGGGACUACCCUGACCGUAUCGAAUAAGAAAAGGUUGUUUUCAUUUUCCGUUCCCAAACGUUUUGCUGUGGUGUGCACUAAUGAAUAUGAAUGACCCUGAUGAGACUCAUAACACCUGUCCUCUUGUUUUUAGACUCCGGAAGAUGCAUUUGAAUGAGAGGUGA